GCACGAAAACCGCCGUCGAAUAUGAACUCAGCGCGAGCCGGUGUCUCACACAAGAUUCAUCAGUCAGCCAGCCAGCAGGAAAUUAUUAAUUUUAAAUUUAAUUCCGAUUUAAUUUAAAUUUUGACAAAAUGCCCGGUUUGCCGAGAAAACUCAAGAUCAACGUGGCAGCUGACUUGAAGCAGAAAAACAUUCUCAGCUACUUCAACAAGAAAUCGUCCUCAACCACCACGACCACACCCACGGCGGAAAGAAAUAAUGAUGAAAUGACGGACAUUGAAAAGCAACAAGUUGGUGAGAACGUCGUGCCCUCAACUCCUCCCAACAAGAAGGCAAAGCUGGAUAUUGAUAAAAAUUCGCCAGCAUCGUCCUCAGAAUGUUUGACUCCGGAACAACGGGCAAUGAUUAAUCGUAAAGCUAUGACGGCCAGGAUUUUGAAGACUUCACAAUCCUUGAAAAUCAUAGACCCGCUAAUGGGGCCAAGCUGGUAUUCCGCUUUGGAAGGAGAGUUUAAAAAAGACUACUUUUUGCAGUUAAGCGAGUUUGUCACUGCCCAAAGAAACCGUGCCACAAUUUACCCACAGCCCGGUAACGUUUGGGAAUGGACCAAACACGGACCAAUUGACCAGGUGAAAGUCGUAAUUUUGGGACAAGACCCGUACCAUGGUCCAAAUCAAGCACAUGGCCUCUGCUUCAGUGUACAAAAGGGUGUCCCUCCCCCUCCAAGUUUGGUGAACAUGUACAAAGAACUGGGAACUGACAUCAAUGGAUUUGUUCACCCACAACAUGGCUAUUUAAUUGGAUGGGCUGAACAAGGGGUCUUGCUUCUUAACGCUGUUCUUACUGUGGAGUCUGGAAAGGCCAACUCCCACAAAGACAAAGGCUGGGAGAAAGUAACAGACGCCGUGAUUUCUUGGAUCUCUGUGAAUCUCAGCUCUGUUGUGUUCUUACUUUGGGGGGCGUAUGCUCAGAAAAAAGCUGCAUUUGUUGACAAGAAACGACACCACAUCCUUCAAACUGUACAUCCAUCUCCACUUUCUGCACAUCGAGGGUUUUUGGGAUGCAAACAUUUUUCAAAGUGCAACGAGCUGUUGAUCCAGAGUGGAAAAACCCCGAUUGAUUGGACAAAACUUUGAGCAUCUCAUCUCUGAUAUCAAAUGUAUGUACAAGUUACUUGACAAGUCAUAACGCAUGAUUAUUUAAUCAAAUGUAAAGCAUGCACGUAAUUGCGUUUAAAAUUGAUCAUGCAAGGUUUAUUUAUAUUCAUGUUGAACUUUAUACUCUCUUGACUCGUGUAUCAAUUUAUUUUUUGCGUUUCAAUACUGUUAAUGAUGAUAUUGAAUUUGAUUGUAACCGAUGUGGCCAACAUUAUAUAAUUCAAUGUUUAAAAUAUGAAUUUAUCUAUAUGACAAAAAAAAUUGCUGUGAUGACAUGAUUUUUAUUGUAUAAUUGCUUCGAAAAUAAUAAAUUUA
Messenger RNA from Folsomia candida, 1469 nucleotides. RefSeq names its product uracil-DNA glycosylase. The coding region runs from base 129 to 1133 and encodes 334 amino acids. Gene Ontology annotation, cellular component: nucleus; mitochondrion. The record is from RefSeq and is a predicted model, not a curated record. The transcript is spliced from 7 exons. Gene Ontology annotation, molecular function: uracil DNA N-glycosylase activity. NCBI's taxonomy places the organism in Eukaryota, Metazoa, Arthropoda, Collembola, Entomobryomorpha, Isotomidae. Gene Ontology annotation, biological process: base-excision repair; base-excision repair, AP site formation via deaminated base removal.